Drepanopeziza brunnea f. sp. 'multigermtubi' MB_m1 is the source of this 1038-nucleotide messenger RNA. RefSeq lists its product as uncharacterized. The record is from RefSeq and is a predicted model, not a curated record. NCBI's taxonomy places the organism in Eukaryota, Fungi, Ascomycota, Leotiomycetes, Helotiales, Drepanopezizaceae. Gene Ontology annotation, cellular component: membrane.
AUGUCUGGAGUAUCAAGCUGGCUGCGACAGAUGCGCAAAGGGGACCUUAUUGAGCUGUCCGACGAAGUAGGCUUCAAUGAGUAUGAUGGAAUGAAGAAAGCGGAACUCGAAAUCGCGCUCCAUAGAUAUCUAGUUGAGAAUAUGGAAAGAUUCUCCGACGACACGCGAUUUGCGCAAUUCUACAAGAGCAAGAAUGGAAGCUCUCCCGUCAAGAAAGAGGUCUCGUCCGCGAUGUCUGACUUUGGCGCUGCGGUCAAAUCAGUGAAGCGCAGAGUGACCAGGGCUGCUGAGGAGCUCGUCGCGACUGAAGAUUCCGAGGUCGAACCAGCUACUACGCGCGCGAAAUCCGCCUUGACCCGUACUCCGGCGCGUGGCUCUCGAUUGUCUGAGCUCGCGCUCGCCUCCAACCUGCCUCUACCGCCCUCACCAAGCGUCAUCGCGAACCAGAUCGAUCGCCAAACCCAAGUUAUUCGCAGCAAGAUCUCCGAUUAUUAUGAGGACUCGGGGGUCAUCGAAUAUGCACACGCGACGCGCGAGAAUCUCUCAACGGUCCAGGCCAUUCAAGCAGCCGUUGUCUUGUUUGAGGCCUACAACUUGCGACCCGAGCUGCUGGUGGAUAGAUACGCGUUUACAAUCCCAGCCAUCAACCAUCUUACUUCCUCCCCUCACGACAUCAAGAUUCCAGAUUUAUUCUUGCUCUUGACAAGUUCGUUCUGGAAUCCCGCGUUGUUGUGGACUAUUACCACCCUCAUCAUUCCGCUCAUCGCGGCGUAUUUCUUCAACAUGACGGCUAGGCCAUCAAAAUCUCGUCACAACGAGCCUCAGUUCAACUAUACCUUCGACCCGUUGACCUUCAGUAUCGCCAAAGCAUUAUUAGUAUUCGUGAUCUUCGGACAGGAUGUUACCUUUGGUGGUUUGGUCGACCUGGAGUCUGUAGCUCGAAUCAACUCCGCCGUCUACGGUGGAUGGAAAGGCGUUCUUGUCGGAACAGGUAUCACGGGCUUGAUUACCUUGUACGACGCGGUCCUGAAGAAGUGA